This is a messenger RNA of Striga asiatica, 1695 nucleotides long. Lineage: Eukaryota; Viridiplantae; Streptophyta; Magnoliopsida; Lamiales; Orobanchaceae. The record is from the annotation of a GenBank genome assembly.
GAAAAAACCGAUUUUACGCUCUUCUCUCCAAUUUCAAACCCUUAGCCGCGGAGCCCUCCUCUCUCAUCUGAUUCACUUCCCAACCCUACCUCCCCUCAAAACUUUCCUUACCAAUCGGUCGUCGUCCGCCACUUUUACGCCACCCUAAAGACCCAAUCCUUUCACAUAUUCUCCUCACCCCCGCCGGAAAACACCUCUACUCAGCGGCGGUGAACGUCAUUUUUUCGCUGUUAUUGGGAUUUCUAUUUCGUUUUUUCUCGCCCUCGAAAUGGUGGAAAUCCAUGUAAUUUGAUCAAGGGAUGAGGAGAAGCAGAGAUUUGCGUGGUGCUGGUUCUACCGUCGACGGCACGCCGCGGAGGAGGCAGAGGGUCGCCACUCUUAGGGAUUCGGCGAGAGGCGGCGACAGUGGUGGGAGUUAUAGAGAGGGCGUGAACGUGGACUCGAGUGAUGAAGAGUUGUUUGAGAUAGUCACAAGACCACGCCACAACAUGUGGCGGCAGAUUUUAGUUGCAAAAUAUUGAAAAAAAACUGUGUCCGUAAAGAAAGCAGCUCAUUUCUGGUGGGUAGGAGUGAAUUGAAUUGAGGUUAUGGCGCAGUUUGCUGGUGGGAGAAGCCGAUUGAAAUCAGUCUUUAAUGGCGAUGGGCUGUGUAAGGUGAACGCAUUUGGCACACCAUUCAGUCACUCGGCUUCCAAUUCCAUUCCACUGGGAAAUCCCAAGUUUAGGAUAUGUAUCUUGGCUUCUUCGUCUUCGUCUACGCCACCACCACCACCACCACCGUCACCAUCAUCAACAUCUUGUUCCGUCACUUCUAACAACCAAUUAGAUAGGGAUUUUGACGAUAUUGAGAUUGACGAGCUUGCUGCCUUCAGAGGCUUGGUUUUGGACAUCUCCUACAGGCCCGUCAAUGUAGUCUGCUGGAAACGCGCCAUAUGUUUGGAGUUCAUGGAUAAGGCUGAUGUUUUGGAAUAUUAUGACCAAACUGUAAAUUCUCCCAGCGGCUCCUUCUAUAUUCCUGCUGUAUUGAGGGUCCCACAUUUGCUACAAGUUGUGAAGAGAAGAACAGUGAAAAGAGGCCUCAGUCGUAAAAAUAUUUUAAACCGGGACAAUUUUAUGUGUCAGUACUGUUCUUCCUGUGAGAACUUGACCGUUGAUCAUGUUCUGCCAAUUGCUCGAGGGGGAAAGUGGACCUGGGAAAAUCUGGUUACUGCCUGUGCCAAAUGCAACUCAAAGAAAGGUCAGAAAACCUUGGAGGAAGUAAAUAUGAGAUUGAUGAAGGUUCCCAAGGCUCCUAAGGACUAUGACAUACUUGCCAUACCGUUAACCUCUCAAGCAAUAAAGAUGUUGAAAAUGCGGAAAGGGAUGCCUGAGGAGUGGCAGCAGUACCUCUCAAACCAAUGACAUCAACAAGAAGAUUGAAAAUGCGUUUAGCCGCGGCAAACGUUCAUUCUUGGGACUUGCCGCUUGAAAUUAUGUAAACUAGUUCUUAAAAAUCAAAGGAUAACACUUAUCAAUAGAGAAUAAAAAUACCACCCACUCUUGCCGCUAAUUCACCCAAUACAUAUUUUAACUAGUACGACAAAUGUAACACCUCGAUUUUUAAUAUGCAUUUGAAAAAGAGCGCCAAAAUUUAAAUUACCAUUUGUAAUAAAAUGAAUGCCUCAAUUUUAAAAACAAAAUUAUUUCAAUAUUUACC